Molecule: messenger RNA, 1119 nt
Organism: Synchytrium microbalum
Lineage: Eukaryota; Fungi; Chytridiomycota; Chytridiomycetes; Synchytriales; Synchytriaceae
Exons: 3
Coding region: 1-1119 (372 amino acids)
Biological process (GO): DNA-templated transcription initiation
Cellular component (GO): RNA polymerase I complex
Source: RefSeq, a predicted model, not a curated record
AUGACAUCGCGAUCAUCCAAGAAGAGGCCUGCAGCUGAAAUGCAGCAGCAAGACGAACUACAGGAAACGCAAUUAACGUCGCCAUUCAAACAAGUCAAAGUAUCAUGGCAGAUACAUCUACCACCACUCUUUGCAAGCAACGUCAUGGACGGAAUACAGUCUUAUCUCAACCAAUUCCUCAUAAAAUACAUGCCAGAACUAGACGGCGUCCUCCUCUCAUACAAACACAUAACCCUCUUAAACACCUCCGCCAAAAUCAUAAACGACAAUCCAUACCUCAUAAUCCCUAUAUCCGUCAUCCUGACUCUCUUUGCCCCACAACUACGAUCAAAUCUAGUCGGAAUAGUCAACAAGACAUCGCCAGAUCACAUAGGCCUGCUCGUGUUUGGAACAUUUAAUGCUAGUAUCCCCGCUGAUGCUAUCAGGAGGGACGAGUACAUAUGGAAUGAGGACGAGUGGUGCUGGCUGCAUGUUAAGAGAAUGGAGGCCGUCGGUGUGGGUUCUGUUAUGAGGUUUACUGUUGCAGAUCUAGUGAAACGAAACAGCAUGCUCUCAAUAUCAGGCUCACUACGUCUAUCCCCGCAAACCACGGGCCUCAUACCCUCCACCUCAUUAUCAUCACAACCACCACUACCAGCCACUCACGACGAUUACGAAGACGAGCAGGGAGCGCCGCCAUCUCCAGCACCGAAACGAGUACACGUAAAACCUGAACGAACAAUAUCGAAUAAUAACAAUAACAACAGUCAGUUAUCAUCGUCAGAUGAUUUAGUGAAUCUCAAAACUGAAGAGUAUGAAGAGGUGGUUGAACAAGUGUUGGAAGAAGAAGAGCAGCAGGAUAUACCAGAGGAGAAACUGCUAGUUAGGAAACGAAAGAAUAAGAGUGUUGAGCAAGGUAUGGACGAGCGGUCGAUGCAGCAGCAGCAGCAAGUAGUCGCUGCUGUAGUUGAGGAAUCAGCUGUUGUAAAGACUAUUGUCAAGACUGAAAAGGUGAUAAAGAAGAUGCAGUCAAAGAAUAAAGAGCAACCGCAGGUCGAACCAGCAGUAGUAACGAAAAUAGAAGAACCGAAAGAGCCGAAAAAGAGCAAGAAGGGUAAGAAGGUGAAACAAGAAUCAUAG